CUGAACAACGAAGACAUCUUCAAGUGGAACGUUGCUCUCAUCGUCCUGAACCCAGACUCACUCUACUACGGUGGCUAUUUCAAAGCUACCAUUACUUUCCCAAAGAACUAUCCCUAUGCGCCUCCUGAAUUCCGCUUUGUGCGCACCAUUUUCCACCCAAACAUCUACGAGAACGGCACGGUGUGCAUCUCCAUUCUCCACGCUCCAGGCGAGGACGAGAUGUCAGGCGAGCUAGCCGCAGAACGCUGGUCGCCCGCUCAGCGCGUGGAAUCAGUCCUGAUCUCCAUCCUGUCCCUCCUAGACGACGCAGAGGUCUCGUCCCCCGCCAACGUGGACGCAGCCGUGAUGCUGCGCAAGGAUUUCGAGACAUACAAAGCCAUCGUGCGCGAGAACGUCGAGGCCUCCAAGAUGGACAUCCCAGAGGGCUUCAUCAUGCCGACGCACGAGUCGACCAUGACGAAGAAACCCGCCGCCGUCGAGAAGGACGACGCGGACUUCUGGGCCGAAAGCGACGAUGAUGAAGCUAGGUCGUUUGGCGGCAGUGAUUCGGAGAUGCAGCUCGACGACAACCAGGAAAUCGACCUCGAUGAGAUAUAUGACGAGUUUGACGACACGGACAGCAAUGGCGAUGACGAUGACGAUGAUGAUGACGAUGACGAUGAUGAUGUCUCGUUUCAGGAGAUCGAAGACAUUGAAGAGUACAAGAAGAAGAUGCGAGCGCAGAAGGAGGCCAAGGCGAGGGAGAAGGCGAGGGCGCAGGAACAAGAGCAAGCUGAGGUCCUAGCCCCGGCGCAGAACUAA
This is a messenger RNA of Rasamsonia emersonii CBS 393.64, 801 nucleotides long. RefSeq names its product Ubiquitin conjugating enzyme (UbcC). The transcript has 2 exons. Gene Ontology annotation, molecular function: ubiquitin conjugating enzyme activity. The record is from RefSeq and is a predicted model, not a curated record. NCBI's taxonomy places the organism in Eukaryota, Fungi, Ascomycota, Eurotiomycetes, Eurotiales, Trichocomaceae. Gene Ontology annotation, biological process: proteasome-mediated ubiquitin-dependent protein catabolic process; protein polyubiquitination.